UCUGUUUCUGUGGCAGACAGUACGCCCCAGUUUCCAUCCUCUCCUCAGUUUCUUCCCAGCCAGCCACUAGCAAGCAGCGUCACAAGCAGCAGAUGAAACAGGAAGUCUGACAGCUUGAGUCUGCAGUGGGACCCCUAGUGUUUUCCCACUCCAGGUCCUGGCAUCGUUCCCCAGAAGUACAAACACACACACACAGAGCUCCCAUUGUUGCAGCCUUCCCCAGCCCACUGAUCCUAAUAUGGAAUGCAGCAGGAAACCCAUGAUUUCCUGACACUCGGCUAGCUGGAGGAAGCAAGGGGGGGGGAAACUCCAUUAAACAGCCCAGCUUUCCUCCAUGUUAGCUGGGAAUUGGAAAACGGGGACGAUUUAGCAAAAUUCCGCCGUGUCUUGUGCCAAGCUGGAGAGCCGGGAGAGCAGAGCGAGACCCUCAGGCUGCUGAAAUCUCUAGAUAGCCAGGAAGUCCCUAGGAUUCUGUGAAAAUGAGGCUUUCUUAACUCAAAGCGAGAGGGGAAAGAGUCAGACCCUUUUCAUCAUCCCCCAGAGUGUGUGUUAGCUUUCUUGACCAGUAUGGUGAGCAACAGGGUAUGCCCCAGCCUCGGAAAUGUCCGUCUGAUGCGAGGUGCCUAAAGCAAGGCAGAGUGAACUGAAGCCUGGCACUCCUUCCCGCCGCUUCAUGUGCUUUGGGAGAAGCAGGAGAGGCAGCACGACGAGAAGAAGAUGUUGAAGUGUGUGGUGGUUGGGGACGGCGCCGUGGGGAAAACCUGCUUGCUGAUGAGCUACGCCAACGACGCCUUCCCCGAGGAGUACGUGCCCACUGUGUUUGACCACUAUGCAGUUACUGUGACAGUGGGAGGCAAGCAACACUUGCUCGGACUGUAUGACACUGCGGGACAGGAGGACUACAACCAGCUGAGGCCGCUCUCCUACCCCAACACGGACGUGUUUUUGAUCUGCUUCUCUGUGGUCAACCCUGCGUCUUACCACAAUGUCCAGGAGGAGUGGGUCCCCGAGCUGAAGGACUGCAUGCCUCAUGUGCCUUAUGUCCUCAUAGGGACCCAGAUUGAUCUCCGUGAUGACCCCAAAACCCUGGCCCGUUUGCUGUAUAUGAAAGAGAAACCUCUCACUUAUGAGCAUGGUGUGAAACUUGCAAAAGCGAUCGGAGCUCAGUGCUACCUGGAGUGCUCGGCCCUGACUCAGAAAGGCCUCAAAGCAGUUUUCGAUGAAGCGAUCCUCACCAUUUUCCACCCCAAGAAAAAGAAGCAGUGCUGCUCUGAGGGUCACAGCUGCUGUUCGAUUAUCUGAGGUUGCUGGAGACCUGCCUGCACCCCAUGGAAGGGAGAGAACAGCAGUCCAGCUCUCUCACCAAGCUCCUGCCAAACAGGAGGGCAUGACCAGCAAGGACUUUUCUUCCCACUGAGGCUCGUCCCAUCCACCCUGGGAGCUCGGCCACGCACCGCUGCCACACCCUCCCUGCCAGCCAGAAGCAUCCCACUGCACA
This is a messenger RNA of Carlito syrichta (Philippine tarsier), 1498 nucleotides long. It is a transcript of the gene RHOJ, whose product is annotated as ras homolog family member J. Bases 718 to 1302 code for a protein of 194 amino acids. The transcript has 6 exons. Gene Ontology annotation, molecular function: GTPase activity; GTP binding. Lineage: Eukaryota; Metazoa; Chordata; Mammalia; Primates; Tarsiidae. The record is from RefSeq and is a predicted model, not a curated record. Gene Ontology annotation, biological process: small GTPase-mediated signal transduction.